Messenger RNA from Panthera uncia (snow leopard), 5955 nucleotides. RefSeq names its product NUAK family kinase 1 (gene NUAK1). NCBI's taxonomy places the organism in Eukaryota, Metazoa, Chordata, Mammalia, Carnivora, Felidae. The transcript is spliced from 5 exons. Bases 1535 to 3127 code for a protein of 530 amino acids. Gene Ontology annotation, molecular function: ATP binding; tau-protein kinase activity; protein serine/threonine kinase activity. Gene Ontology annotation, biological process: intracellular signal transduction; microtubule cytoskeleton organization; protein phosphorylation. The record is from RefSeq and is a predicted model, not a curated record. Gene Ontology annotation, cellular component: cytoplasm.
GGGGGAGGGGGGGGGAGAGAGAGAGAGAGAGAGAGAGAGAGAGAGAGAGAGAUUGUGAGAAACGACAAAUGGUCCAGCACUGGUGGACAUCAGGGGCCUGAUGGGGGAAUGGUAGAGACUGAUGAGAUGGAGGGAUGUAGGCAGGGGUCCUUCAGGGACGGUCUUGGGUACCCUACAAAGGUUUUUAUACCAUGUCCCUUGGGAGUGAUGGCUUUCAAAACAAUUAUUCUUUAUUUUGUCUUUGCUCAAAGGAUGUCCAUCUUUGUGAAAGCCCAGUGGAGCCCAAUAGCAGCAAAGUGGCUUUGGUGCAGGUGGUGUCGAGGACCUAGUGCCUGUGCUUUGUGGCCUCCCCUGACCAGCACCCAUGGGCAUCUGCUUGAUGCUCCCUCCCAAGGACUUAGUCUGGCAGAGUGUGAACAUCACUGCUAGAGAGAGUAUCAGGGUUGGGGAGAGAGAAGCGGUUACAAGUGUUUUGGAAAACAAGUUCCCUGGUUGUGUGGGGGUUGAGUAGGAAGGGGCUGAGUCAGGGAACCCAGCCUGGCGGGGGGGAUUGCAGUGGUCCUGACAUGCCACCACAUUAGGCUAUGUCAUCACGGGUCCUCACCAAGGCCAGAAGCCAGAGGUGAGCCGUGUCCCAGUCUGGCAGCUCAGCCAAACUGUGCAAGUCUCCGAACUUCUCUCGCUCGCAGUGUCCUCAUUUUUCAAUUACUGGUAUUUCCCUGAAAGUUUGCUGUAAGAUCUAAAUGAGUCAGUACAUGUGGGGCACUCAAAACCGUACAGGCGCCUGGCACAGAGUAAAGGCUAUGUAAUUAUUUACUGUAACUGUCCAGAACGCAUUUAGGAAGUAUUGAGCUCGCUCAUUCGAUAAUUGUUCAUUGAGCUCCCAUGUCAGCGCUCUGGGUGCUGGGGAUACAGCCGUGAAUGAAAUAGACCAACCCUCAUUUACAUUCUAGUGGGGGUGACUAAAUCAAUAAAUAUGCAGAAUACACGGAAUAGGGCUGGGAAGGGUCCACAGGACCACACAGGACCUGGUGGGCCACAUUUGGAACUUUGGGUUUUAUUUUGAGUGAGAUGGAAAAGUCUAGAAGGUUUUGAGCAAAGAGGUGACAAGUCCAGCCACCCAUUUUGGGUUCAGAGUAGCUCGUGAGGUCCAGGUCGCUGGUCCAUAUCGAAUGGUUAAUGGAUGGUAGUUGUUUGUCGUACAGGGGGCUGUUCUGGUGGGCGGGGCUUAGGAAAAUGAUCCUGAUCAAGGGCAGGGGGCCAUCGGAGGAGAGAGACACCUUUCCCUUAGGGUUACAGAGGUGUGUCCAGUAACAAUAGCGUGAUGUCAUCAUCUACCUGGCCGGAACACUCGCCCAGCCCCUCGUGACGUGGAAUGGCCUGACUGCUGUCUCUUGGCCCCUGCUCAGUGACAUCUCCGUCGUCCUCCCUCGCACCCUCUGCGGUCAUAAGUGAGCUUGUUGGAUAAACAGGGUGUUUGUGUGUUGCCGUUCCCCCCACAGUGUUUGAGAACAAAGACAAGAUUGUGAUCAUCAUGGAGUACGCGAGCAAGGGGGAGCUGUACGAUUACAUCAGUGAGAGGAGACGCCUCAGCGAGAGGGAGACCAGACACUUCUUCCGCCAGAUCGUCUCCGCCGUGCACUAUUGUCACAAGAACGGUGUGGUCCACCGGGACUUGAAGCUGGAAAACAUACUGCUUGAUGACAACUGCAAUAUUAAGAUUGCUGACUUUGGGCUUUCCAACCUGUACCAGAAGGACAAGUUCUUGCAAACAUUUUGUGGGAGCCCGCUCUACGCUUCUCCUGAGAUUGUCAAUGGGAGACCUUACCGGGGGCCAGAGGUGGACAGCUGGGCCCUGGGCGUGUUGCUUUACACCCUCGUUUAUGGAACGAUGCCUUUCGAUGGUUUCGAUCACAAAAACCUCAUUCGGCAGAUCAGCAGUGGAGAGUAUCGGGAGCCCACGCAGCCCUCAGACGCUCGAGGACUCAUUCGGUGGAUGCUGAUGGUGAACCCCGAUCGCCGGGCCACCAUUGAGGACAUCGCCAACCACUGGUGGGUGAACUGGGGCUACAAGAGCAGCGUCUGUGACUGUGACGCACUGCACAACUCCGAGUCACCGCUCUUGGCUCGCAUUAUCGACUGGCAUCACCGUUCCACGGGGCUGCAGGCCGAGGCUGAAGCCAAAAUGAAGGGCCUGGCCAAACCCGGGGCCUCAGAAGUCAUGCUGGAGCGGCAGCGGUCGCUGAAAAAGUCCAAGAAAGAGAAUGACUUUGCCCAGUCUGGCCAGGACUCGGUGCCCGAAAGCCCAUCCAAGCUGAGCUCCAAGAGGCCCAAAGGGAUCCUGAAGAAGCGGAGCAACAGCGAACAUCGCUCCCACAGCACGGGCUUCAUCGAAGGCGUGGUCAGCCCUGCCUUGCCCUCUGCUUUCAAGAUGGAGCAGGACUUGUGUCGGACUGGUGUGCCCCUCCCAAGCUCCCCCGAGGCAGAGGUGCCGGGUAAACUCAGCCCCAAGCAGUCGGCCACGAUGCCCAAGAAGGGCAUCUUGAAGAAGACCCAGCAGAGAGAAUCGGGGUACUAUUCCUCCCCAGAGCGCAGCGAAUCUUCCGAGCUGUUGGACAGUAACGAUGGGCUGGGCAGCAGCAUCCCAUCCCCCAGCCCCCCAGACCCAGCCAGGGGCACUUCCCACAGCCUCUCCUGCCGCAGGAAGGGCAUCUUGAAACACAGCAGCAAGUACUCAGCAGGGACCAUGGACCCGGCCCUCGUCAGCCCCGAAAUGCCCACACUGGAAUCCUUGCUGGAGCCCGGCGUCCCCGCCGAAGGCCUCUCCCGGAGCUACAGCCGGCCCUCCAGCGUCAUCAGUGACGACAGCGUCCUGUCCAGCGACUCCUUCGACUUGCUGGACUUGCAGGAGAAUCGCCCUGCCCGCCAGCGCAUCCGCAGCUGCGUCUCUGCUGAAAACUUCCCCCAGAUCCAGGACUUUGAGGGGCUCCAGAACCGGCCGCGGCCCCAGUACCUGAAGCGGUACCGGAACCGGCUGGGAGACAGCAGCUUCUCCCUCCUCGUGGACAUGGACGAUGUGACUCAGGUCUACAAGAAAGCGCUGGAGAUCUGCAACAAGCUUAACUAGCUCCCCAGGGUGCAGGGGGUGGGUUGUGGGUGGGUUUUGGGGGAGGAGUGGGAACAAUGACUUGUGCUUGUGAGCUGGUUACCUCUUUGCUGGCCACGAUGAUAGACUGAAAAAGGAUUGGUACCAUCUUGCUUGGCCAAGUCCUCAGCCUUGCGCCAGCACCUGAAAGGGAGAAGUGGGUUCUCUGCCAGUCCUGCCAGCUGCCAGUCAGAAUUUGGGUCCGAAUUGGCAUUUACUUUGAGGCACCUCUCGGAGGACCGGCUGUCCGGGGGAGGUGGUGGUGGCCAGCGCUAAGAGGGUGGGGAGGAAGCAUAUGGGAGCGGGGGCAUCUCCCUAAACAUCAUCCAAAUGCUUCUGGAGGAGGGGCAAGAGAGCCUGGGGCCGUCUGCUUGGGGUGAGCUCAGAGCUUGCUUCUCUCCUCCUCACAUUGGCAGGCUUGGUCUGACUGCAUGGGGUCGGCAAGUAGAUUUCAGCAACCUGAACUUGAGUCAGUGAUCUGUUGAUAGUGGCUGCCGGGGGUGCUGGUUCGAGUCGCCUAGGCACAAUGGGAAGGAGUGUCGUGAUUGAACCGCAGUGGUGCCACGGGAUUGGAAAGAGAGGGUGGUAGUGCCCACGCCACGUAGUCGCCAUCCUGGACCCAGCUCAGCCCUGGGAGUGUUGGGUCAAGGCAUCCUGUGGGCUCUGUGUUUGUCCUUCAUGCCGCUAGUGUGACCUUUGUUAAUUUGCUAGUCUGCCUGGAAUGGAAGACAGGGCUUCGGUCAGAGGAGAAUGCUCUGAACACUGCUAAGGACUUAGAAGAAAGAGUCAGCCCGUGGUGAUUUGGGGGCUUUUUUUGCCGUCUGCUACUUCUUUCCUGAUGUCUGCCUUGCUCUUCAGCACAGCCUUCCGAGGAUGGACAGGGAAAAAGUUGGUGGCAUCAGAGGUCAAACCAUGGUGUGUAACUGAGCUCGGGACCCUCUGUGGUCUUUGGGCAGAUGAAUGGAAAUUGAUCCUCACCAGCAAGGGGGCAACUUGUCGCUUUCUUUAACAUCUCACUGUUAACUGGAAUGCUGCCUCUGGGGUUCUCACCUGCACGAAUUGGAUGUGAUGUUGCCAUAGGAGUCACGGGCUCAACCAUUUACCCUGUUUGCUAAUAGCAGAUGGGUUCCCAUCCACCGAGUGUGGAAUCCACAGAGGCAGGUGAGUUUGCUUCCAGGGAGUUCGUGUUUGGUGUGGGAUAUUUGGAUGAGAAAAGGAAAGUUAGGCAGAAGGUACUCCCUCACCAACCCCCCCCCCCCCCCCGCCCAUAUCUAAGUAUUCUGUCAUGGGUUUGAACUCUUAGGCUUUGGGGGAAAAGAAAGCUGAAUCCAUUCAAAUGAAUAAGGUGUUGAAAGAGCAGAGUGGGUUGGGAGAAAGCGUACAGGAGAGGGAACAUUUCCCAAGGAGCCAUCCAGAUGGUUCUGGAGGAGGUAGGAAAGAGGUGUAGCAGGACUCUUCGGUUAAAAAGUAAUAUAACUAAGUAUUUAACUUCUCGACCCCCAGACUGCCGGUGGUAAGAUGUCAGUCUCACAGUGGGACAUCUUCAGAUACUGGGUAUGGAAUUAGUGGUUUCUUUGGGGAAUUUGGGAUGACUUCAGAUCCUACUGGCCUGGGAAAAUUGAACCCUUUGAUUCAAGAUGGCCAACCUCUGGUAGCCGCAUAGAUAUAUAAGGAGGACUAGUCUUGGGGGUAUUUUUGGGAAAACCAAUAGACAGUAGUUCAUAAAGAGAUGAGAAAGAAUUCACCUUAAGGCACUGAGAACAGUCAUUGGAAUGAAAGUGCCCUUUUCUUGAGGAGAUGGCUCCAGUUGCCCCCUGUCGCUAGCUCUGGGGUUGUGGCUUGUGCGUGCCUUCAGGUUGAACUGAGCGGUGCAUUACGGGAAGCUUCUCGAUUUUCUUUCCUUCAAUGCCGCCUCCUUCCUGAACUCCAGUAUAGGUUCAAAGGGAAAAAAAUCUGUAGAUAGCUAAUUGUGUGUGGGGGAUGUGUGGGUGCAUGGAGGGCAUCCUGCAGCCUGUGAGCUCCCCACUCCAUGUCUCGUUUCAUGCAACCUUUUCUGAACAGCCUAUACUGCCACACUGCUGGUCCGUCACGCGUGGCAGCUCGGCCAGCCUAGUUGGUGGCUGUCAGUAUGACUUAAGGUAUAACACCUACGAAGGUAUAGCGCCUACCUACUGGUUGAUGUGUUUUUUCCUUUUGCCAAGUGAUUGCAUUUGUUUAAUAUUUUCCAUCCUUCUAAAAUGACACUAUUAAGGAAAAUCACUCUGCUUCUCCCCCUCCCCCCAAAGCCCCACACCUGCAUGUUCUCUUUUGUCAAUAAACACCAACAGUGGGUUGUGGCAAAGACAGCCUCCACCCAGAGGUGGAGGUUCCGAGCUGAGUCCUGGUGUGCUGCUAACCAAUUGAUGGCCUUAGGCACCUGCAGUGUUUUGAGGGCUAAAUUCUCCCUUCAGCGAGGGCUGGAGGGGUGGAUUAGCCAGUCUCUCAGGCCCUGCCUGGUUCCGACAUUCUGCUAACAUCCUGUGAUUCUAGAUGCCAUGUUGACUGUGUCCUUUCAAGGAAAACCUUGGAAUAGAGAGAAGAGCUCUUGACAAGCAGCUCCCCUGCUUCCUGAUUAAGUCCUAUCAUCCCUACCAGUCAAUCCCCAACCAAGGAAGUCAUGCUCGAUUCAUUUCCAUGGAAUUAACAGGUGAGAGACACUUUCAUGACCUGGUGGACCAAGCAGGAGAAUCCAUGUCAGCUGUCCUGGUCCUUUCCCUGCCUCUGUGGGCCUCUCGGUGUCUUAGUUUACACAUCUGCCAAAGGAGUAGAAU